Pangasianodon hypophthalmus (striped catfish) is the source of this 4685-nucleotide messenger RNA. It is a transcript of the gene cnot3a, whose product is annotated as CCR4-NOT transcription complex, subunit 3a. The transcript has 19 exons. The record is from RefSeq and is a predicted model, not a curated record. Gene Ontology annotation, cellular component: CCR4-NOT core complex; P-body; nucleus. NCBI's taxonomy places the organism in Eukaryota, Metazoa, Chordata, Actinopteri, Siluriformes, Pangasiidae. Gene Ontology annotation, biological process: regulation of DNA-templated transcription; regulation of stem cell population maintenance; nuclear-transcribed mRNA poly(A) tail shortening. Bases 220 to 2802 code for a protein of 860 amino acids.
GGGCGGGACUUCGUACAGUGGAGGCGGGGCUUUUACGUCCAUCUUUAAUGUAGCUGAGGGAGAGUGACGAGAAGAAGAAGAAGAAAAAAAACGUGAUAUAUUUGAAAAUAAUUUGUUCGAAUCAUUUUCGUCGGGGUUUAAAGACAAAGAUAUAAACAAAUAUUAUACAUAUUUGAGAAAAAGGGACAGAAGGUAUGAAGACAGUAUCAUAGCCAAGCCAUGGCCGAUAAGAGAAAACUCCAAGGUGAAAUAGACCGGUGUUUGAAAAAAGUGGCAGAGGGGGUGGAACAGUUUGAAGAUAUUUGGCAAAAGCUUCACAAUGCAGCCAACGCCAACCAGAAGGAGAAAUACGAAGCUGACCUCAAGAAGGAGAUUAAAAAGCUCCAGAGACUGCGAGACCAGAUUAAGUCAUGGGUGGCGUCCAACGAGAUCAAAGACAAACGGCAGCUAGUGGAGAACCGGAAACUCAUUGAGACGCAAAUGGAGCGCUUUAAAGUGGUAGAGCGGGAGACAAAGACGAAGGCGUACUCUAAAGAAGGACUGGGUUUGGCUCAGAAAGUGGAUCCAGUGCAGAAGGAGAAGGAGGAAACAGAACAGUGGCUCACGAACACCAUAGACACUCUGAACAUGCAAGUGGAUCAGUUUGAGAGCGAGGUGGAGUCUCUGUCCGUUCAGACAAGGAAGAAAAAAGGAGACAAGGAGAAGCAGGAUCGUAUUGAGGAGCUGAAGAAGCUGAUUGAGAGACACCGGUAUCACAUCCGUAUGCUGGAGACCAUCUUAAGGAUGUUAGACAACGACUCAGUGCAGGUGGAAGCAAUCCAUAAGAUAAAGGACGACGUGGACUACUACAUCGACUCCUCACAGGAUCCCGACUUUAAGGAGAACGAGUUUCUGUACGACGACCUCGACCUCGAAGACAUCCCGAUGUUGGCCACAUCUCCGCAGGGACACAAUGAAGAAGAGAUGAGCACUCCCACCUCCACCACGUCGUCCUCUCCUAUCCCUCCAUCUCCAGCCACGGCUACCACCGAGAUCCCUGAAGAGGAGAAGAAGAGAGGCCGAUCUACUGACAGUGAAGUGAGCCAGUCACCUGUGAAGAGCAGCAAUCCCCUGUCUUCUUUCUCCUCCUCUUCCUCCUCCUCCUCAGGCUUUUCCUCCUCUUCCACCUCAUCCCUCGUUUCCAUGGCAGCUGUCGUUGGGGGAACAGCAUCAGUUUCCGGGGGCAACACGCUCCUGGGCAGUUUCAGUAGUGCAGUCCAGCAGCAUCCGCACAGCAAGCUAUCUUCCUCCUCCUCUUCAUCGUCGUCUUCUUCCUCCUCCUCCUCCUCUGUGACGUCCAGCAGCACGUCCAGCCCACCCAGCCACCCUAAUCUGCCCUCUUCCACCACACCGUUAGCCCUGCCCACUUCUAACUCUCAACCACUGACAUCAGCAGGCCUUAAUGUGGGCAAAGCAGGCACAGCUGUGACGAGCAGCAGUAUGCCAGGCAUGAUGCCCAGCAAUAUGGCCGCCAUUAUUUCGAGCUCGAUGCCCACUCCUUACGCCCAAGCAGCAGCCGGUAGUGGCCCGAGUGGACCCGCAGGAAAUAACAACAGCAACAGCAGCACUGUUUCAGCAGUAGGUGGAGCAAAUGCUAACACUAAUUCUACGGCUAAUGCUAACGGUACAGUGCCGAUGGGCUCCAACGGGGGUAUUUUAGGCCUCGGACCAGCGCAGUCAACCCACCAGGGAGCGGCGCAGUUACCCAUCAGCCCAGUGGGCACGGUGCCAGGGGGUGGAGCCAACAUGGGCCCUGGAAACGGAGGCAGUACGGUGUCAUCAGGGGGCAUCAUGGGUAAUGUGGCACCUGCCCGACCACCCAGUGUGGUUAAACAAAAUGGAGGAACAAACCCUCUAGCGUACAGUGCCGUUGUGGCCGACAGCAGCUCAGACUCCUCCCUCAGCAGCGCCAGCCUAUCACAGAGCAGCCAGCCCUCUUCCACCAGCUCCUCGGCCAAUCAAACUCUGGAUAACGGGCCGACUCUGCUGAGCUCCAUCACUCUGCCUCCCUCCUCUCAGUCUCCUUCGUUUUCAGACAGCACCCCUGGUGGUGGCAGUUUACUCAAUGGCCCGCACUCAUACACACCCAGCACAGAGGCGAUAAAGGCCCCUGAACCUCUGAGCUCUCUGAAGGCGAUGGCUGAGCGAGCAGCUCUAGGUUCGGGACUGGAUGGAGAAAUCCCACCUCUUCAUCUGACAGAAAGAGAUUUGUUUUCGGGAUCCUCAGCCGCCCCCGGCCCCCCUGUCCCUCCCCAACCUGCUGUUACAGAGGUCAAUCUUCCACCUACUCUGGGGGCGUGUCCUCUAGGCCCCUCCCCUCUCACUAAAGAGCAACUAUAUCAGCAGAUCAUGCAGGAGGCAGCCUGGGGGCACAUGCCCCUCCCAUCAGACUCAGAAAGGAUCAGGCAAUACGUGAUGAGGACUCCGUGCCCUCUUUUGCCCUUCCACCAUCACACUCCUCCUCAUCACAGCGACUCCAUUGACUUCUACCAGAGACUCUCCACUGAGACCCUCUUUUUCAUCUUCUACUACCUGGAGGGCACGAAGGCUCAGUAUCUUUCAGCUAAAGCCCUGAAGAAGCAGUCUUGGAGAUUCCACACUAAAUACAUGAUGUGGUUCCAGAGACAUGAGGAACCCAAGACCAUCACCGAUGAGUUUGAACAGGGAACCUAUAUUUACUUUGACUAUGAAAAAUGGGGCCAGAGAAAGAAAGAGGGCUUCACAUUCGAAUACAGAUACCUGGAGGACCGAGACCUGCAGUGACACACAGAUCCAGUGCACACAGUGAAUGAAUGAGAGAGCGAGAGAGAGAGCGAGAGCGAGAGAGAUGGCUACGAUGACUGCAGCUGUUGACAUUCCAGGAGAGGAGUGCAGUCCACGCUGUGAGGAGAGUAAAGUAGGGCUUCAUCAGUGAGUGAGAGAGAGAGAGAGAGACGGAGUCGAGUGCCUGUUUACACACACAAAAACUAUCUAUUUCAAUUAAAAGGCCCCUUCCUUUAUCAUCUAAAUAAGCAGAAAAAAUAAAGAUCUUUAAUAUACCUUCAUUACCCCAUGUGAUCGCAAAAGAAAUGAAAAGCAUUACUGUUUGUUUGUGCUUUAUGAAACGAGUCAUAUGACAAGCUGUGAUGUCAUUCAGCACCUCGCUCAUGUCCAAACAAAGAGCAAAUUUUACUCUUAAGGUCUACACAGCCUUACCCAGAAUAUUUCAUCUAUUGAAAAAGGGCAAGGACCAGGAUGUGCAUCUGCCAUGCCAACACAUUAGAGUUAACAUAAUACCCAUAAAUAAAUCCACAGGGAAAAUCAUCAUCAUUAGACAGUUCAAAUGAUAGGCAUUAACACCAGAAUCAUAACCUUAACUAGUGUACAGAUUACCUCUAAGAGCCACACAUUAAUGAAUGAUUAUUAUUACCCUCAAUCCUGUCCCAUAAUGCAAGGCACAUAAGAAAACCAUAUCACAAGAUCAUGAUGUUCAGCUUUGCUGAAAUUUGCUAACAAACUGAAACAUCAGAGCAGCACUUCUGAUGAAAAAAUAUACUGUGGUUCGGCUUAUUGUGGCACUUAACAUGUUCUCCUCCAGGUUCUCCAGUUUCCUCCCAUCUCCCAAAACCAUGCCAGGUGGACUGGCGACUUUAAAUUGCCCCUAGUUGUUCAUGAGUGUGUUCCGGUCCCAUCCAGGGUGCAUUCCCGCAUCACUGAAGGUUGAAAAGCUGAAAGUUUUAUUGAUGAAUUAUUGCGUGGUCCACCAAUACAUCUACUUAAUAUUGACUAUGAGGUCAAUUGUAAUGAUAAGAACAGCACAGACAUGAUGUCAUCGAGGUGCAGAGUGACUUCACAGGCUUUAACGCCAGAUCUCAGAAACCAUACUAGCACAAAUACACAGAGAUGCUUUCUAAUAUUUAACAUAUCAUUUCUUUGAGCUGCAGUAGUCAGAAUUCAGCAAAAAAAAAACCUUUUUUUUUAAUCUGGACAGCACUAAUGGAGCUCAGACACGUUCAGGACAGACAGAGGGCAAGACGGAAAACGAGUGGACACAUUAAAUUGCUAUGCAAUUGAACUCUUCUCGGCCUGCGUCACCUAAACGGCGUUACUAUGAUGAUGAUGAUUAUUAUUAUUAUUAUUACUGGCCGUCCUCGUUUUUUUUGUAGCAUCUUUAUCUCGAGUGUGUGUGGGAGGGUUUACACGCACGUGAUUCUGGUGUCUGUUUAACAAUGACGUGAAUUAAAAGAAUUCUCUAAUAAAAGAAGUAUUCAAAAGAUACGUAACGUUCAGAGCUUUAUAUGUUGUGGCUUUUUUGGCAAUUUCUAGCUCCAGACGUCCUUUACCUAUUCGCAUAUUUGGUCACUAAACUAAUCCCCGUUUCUAGUUAUUGCAUACUUUUAGUACAUAAAAUAUACCCCUUUAACACAUCAUUUCACGUUUCCUUUCUUAUUUUAGAAGGGAAAAAUAAGCAAAAUUCCAUCAAGGUUAAAACGACUACACCCAGACUUUGAAAAGAGAACUUUUUUCAGCACAUGGACUGAAAGUGCAGCUGAUUUGUGAAUUUUUCUCCUAAAAUAAGUGAUGUAUAAAUUAAUUUCAUGGCCUUUAUUGGGGCUGAGAGUGGAGAAAAAAAAAAGUGUACAAUUUCAAUAAAAUACUUUUAUGAA